CUCAUUCCCCCCACCACAUACCGCCUCUUCUCACCCCUCACCCACCUCUCCUUCUCUUUCUCUCUCUUUCUCCCCUCCUCAUUCGCAUUCACAUUCGCCUCCCACUCCUCAUUCAUUCCUCAUUUUGCAUUCCCAGUCCACGCUCACCAGUGAUCGCCCCCCGAGUAUGCAGUACCAUUCCCAGGCCAGUGUGCGAAAGCGUCUCGACUACUACUACCGUGCCGUCAAUGCCGUUAUCCUGAAUCGCCAGAACCCCACCACGGGUCUGAUCCCUGCUUCAGUGGCCGUCACCACCCAUGGAGACUACCGUGAUGCCUGGGUCCGUGAUAAUGUGUACUCGAUUAUGGCUGUCUUUGGGCUGUCUCUAGCCUAUCGCCGAAUUGACGAUGAUGAGGGUCGCGCUUAUGAACUCGAACACGCUGUCGUCAAGUUGAUGCGUGGCCUGCUCUUCUGCAUGAUGCGACAGGCGCCCAAGAUCGAGCAGUUCAAGAAGACCCAGGGGUUGAAUGACUGUCUGCAUGCAAAAUACAACACCGCGACCGGUGACACGGUCGUCGGUGAUUCCGAGUGGGGUCAUCUGCAGAUCGAUGCCACGUCGAUCUUCUUGCUGGCACUGGCACAGAUGACAGCCUCGGGGAUACUGAUCAUCUAUACCACCGACGAGGUUGACUUUAUUCAGAACCUGGUCUUCUACAUCGAGCGCGCGUAUCGUACCCCCGAUUAUGGUAUCUGGGAGCGUGGCAACAAGAUCAAUCACGGCGAACCGGAGCUGAACUCAUCCUCCAUCGGUAUGGCUGUUGCUGCGCUGCAGGCCAUUAAUGGCAUCAAUCUCUUUGGAUCGCGCGGUGGCCCUAGCUCUGUCAUUCACGUCCUACCUGAUGAGAUCACUCGCAAUUAUACAACCUUGCAUUCGGCCCUGCCCAGAGAAUCCAACUCGAAAGAGAUUGAUGCCGCAUUGCUGUCCGUCAUUGGGUUCCCUGCAUUCGCCAUUGGCGAUGCCAAGCUGGUGAAGCGCACACGGGACGAGAUUAUCGAAAAACUUGGCGGCAAAUACGGUUGCAAACGCUUCCUGCGCGACGGACAUCAGACUGUCCUCGAGAACACUACUCGCCUUCACUAUGACGCGCAGGAGCUCAAGGUCUUUGAGGGUAUCGAGUGCGAGUGGCCACUUUUCUUCACAUAUUUCAUUCUCGAUGGUCUCUUCAGCGAGAACGAGGAGCAGGUCGAGGAGUACCGCGCCAAACUGGAGCCCUUGAUCAUCGAUUCUGCCACGCUGCUCGACUUUGGCCAAUUCAUCUCUGACUCCAUCUCCGAGAGUGAUGGCGGUCGCACCCCCAAGACCCCUACGUCUCCUGGAUUUGCCACACCAGCGAGCAAUAAUGAGGGCAAGCUGCCUGAACAUAUUCCGCUCAUUCCAGAGCUGUACUACGUGCCAAGCCAUCUAGUCGAUGCCGAAAAGCAGAAUAACCACUCACAAGCGCGUAUCGCCAACGACAACCUUCCUCUUGUCUGGGCGAACUCGCUUCACACCCUCGGAAAUCUAAUUUAUGAGAAUCUGCUUAGCGUUGCCGAGAUCGAUCCCCUCGGAAGGCGCUUCAACGCUCGCAAGACUCAGUCGAGCGAUACGGUUGUUCAGAUCGUGCUGCUAGCAGAGGACACUAACUUACAGAGUAUGCUGAGCAUGUACGGACUGGAGACGCAGACCAUGGAGCAGGUCCACCCUAUCACUGUCAGCCAUCCACAGGGUCUGAAGGAGGUGUACGCAGCCUUGGGUAGGAAUGCCAAGUUAGGACUAUCAGGACGGCCUAAACGACCUGUUGGAUCUCUCGGAACAUCGCGCUUGUAUCGUGUGCAGGGCCACCUAUACGCGUUCACACCCCACUUUAUGGACAAUGAGGAGUUUUAUCUGACCAGCGACAACGACUACCUGAUCUCGAUCUUUGAGCAGGAACUGGCGUUCGUUCGUCAGUACUGGGAAUACCCUGGGAGGCCCACCAUGGUCGUCCUUUUGACCCAUGCCAUGCUGGGUGGAUUGACAAAGUCACGGACGUUCACUUCACAGACGGAUGUCGAUUCCCAACGCCUGACUACCUGGAGAAAGUCCACCCUUGGAUCCAAUCCUCACAAGGACAACAAGCGCAACCUCCUCAACUUUUUUAUGACCCUGCGUAGUGGUGUCUGCAAUAACGUUCGUGUCCGUCUGGGAAGACUGAGCGAGAUGAUCAACACGUCGUGCAUCGAGUCGCUUGACUUCUUGGUCACUAAGAAGGAUAUCGACUGGCUGGGCAUCUUGCGUGGCGCUGCAGAUCGUCGCAAGGGUCGUACUGCCAGGAAGCUGGGUCUCAACGAGAAACAGACCCAAGCAACCACGCCGGGUGCGACUGGGAGCAGGACUCCUGGAAAUCAUCGCUGGUCCAUGCGCAGACAUUCUUCCUCUGCUGGCCUGCCGUUCGCUUCACUGGUCACCCCUGCAGUCAAUACAGAACUCGAAGGAGACAGCUAUUUCGGAUCUCAGGGUCGUAGUUCUACGGAUGGUGUUUCUCCGUCUCCUCACGCAGCCGCUGGUGAACCAUCAGAGCCCUACACCCAGAAGCGAUACAGGAAGGGUCAAGCCAAGGCAUUCAAACUCAAGGAUCACGAGGAACCACGAGUCAUUCGCAAGGGAAGCAGCACCGGACUCAAUGCUGGAAUCCUCACUCCUGACCUCGUCAACCUCGAAAUCUCAGAGGCCCCCACCGGCGAGAACACGUCGGAUAGCGCAGCUUUUGCUGCUGGCGAAGACGAAGAUUCGGAUGAGGGUUCGCCAGAUGGAAACAUGGACAGCUUGGGCUUAACCCUCGGUGAUCCAUCCAACAUGGAGGCGGCCCAAAACAUGCUUUCAAUCUCUGUCAAUCUUUAUGACCAAGUUGAUUUGCUACAGUACUUACUUUCUUGUCAAGGACCGGAUUAUUUUGUCAACAAUCUGGAUGCCACCGUUCAAACACUUUUGGAGGAGGUCUACUUUAAGUCGCUCCAGCUCAAGCUGUGGUCGAUCGUUCGCCAAGCUGCUGGCCUAUUGAACAAGGUCGUCAAUUCGCUUACAAUCAACAUCACGGAUCUGGUCAUUCGUCAGAAGCAAGUGACUAUUGGAUCGGGUCCCACGGAGCACUUUAUCACCAGUCCUCUGGGUCCUGAUGUCUUGAGUAGGAUGAUCUAUGACGGUAACUUUGACGAUGUCCGCGAAGGACCUGUGGUACAGGAGGUCUUGAUCUAUCUGGGAUCGUUCAUCAGAGCUGACCCGGAGAUGUUUGAGGGUAUCAUGCGGCUUCGGACACAUUUCCUGAUCAUUGCUCUUCGCGAGGAGAUCUCACGUCUUAACAGCUGCGAUGAGACUGAGGCCGUCGAGCACCUGAUGCAACUUUCUCCCUUUGAAGUCAAGUCACUGCUGGGAACCGUCCUGUCGGGACCCACGCUGAGCUCCAACGCCACCAACACGCUCCUCCGUAACCAGUCCGUCAGCGCCGCCAGCCCAGCAGCUGAAGCCGGGGACAGCAACUUGUCGACAAACAUCGCAUCAUCCACUUCAUCUGUGCCCCUGGGUGCAGUGCCAAUCCCCAACAUGGGCAAGAGCUUGACAACGUUGUCGAUCAAGGUCCAGUCCGGUGGUUAUCACUCUGGCAGCUUCUCCAAGAUCCUGAUCAACGAAAGUACCAUGUCUGUGUCCUCGCGCGGCAUCAACAUGGUGGUCAUUGAUCCCCUACAGAGCGUCCUUAUCGAGUCGGUCUCGUUCGAUACCCACAUCUCUGAGGAUGAGAGCGACGACCUUGCGCGACUUGUAGACUGGCUGCAGCCAGGUAUGAUUGUCAUCUGUAGUUGCAAGGAUGACUGCUACGAGCAUCUGACUAGUGCCGCCCGUUUGGCGCUGAAGCAGCUGGGCAGUGGACUCACAGCCAGCCUACGGUACCGCGACUCUUGGUGUAUGAUUGGAGAAAAGGGUACCGAACCCGGCACUGCGUUGGAGGCACACAAGGCCUUUAUGGACGGACCGACCGCAGUUCUGGAAAAGACCAUCGAUUUGAAUCAGUACAAGGCCAAGGCCGAUGUCCAGGAAUCCUUCCCAUCGCGGUCGGCCAUCGCUGCCUUUGUCCCCAAUUCUUCUGGUCGCUGGCUACGUCGCCGCAAGAACGACGGCGCCUUGAACCGUGUCCCGGACAAGUUCUACCCGCGGGUCUGGCGCAUCCUAUCGCGUUCUGCAGGCUUCAGGGUCGGCUCGCACGUUCUGCCGCGUGAUCCUAUCAUCUCAGAAAAGACGCCGGAAGAGUUCAACUUUGCAUUGGCGGUAGAGAACUUUUUAGGCGUGAUCCUGGACCCUGCAGAGCGUCAGAUUGCAGUCGAGACACUGAUGGUGAUUGCCAAGAUCGAGGAUCGCAACCCUGGUAUGGAGGUACUACCUGAGGUGAUUGAUCUGCCGAUGAUCAUGCGCGAGGCUAUGAGCAAGUUCUGGAACAAGUGGGUUGUGAAUGGACCAGGUGGACGUGGACAGAGCGUCCCUGGAGGCGCGCCUGGGUCAAACAUCGCGGGGGGUGCAUCACUGGGCAAACCCGGUCUGGAGCAAGUUGAGUUCGAGCACCACGAGGGUCUUGCGCGAGGCAUGUUCUACGAUCUGCCACAGGAGGGCAAGGAAGGCACGUUUGCAUACCUUGCACGGGCGGCAUUGAAGCUGCUUCCAUAUUCUAUUGACCUGGAAUAGUUUAGCAAUUACAUAUCUGUACACCUAUUCCAUAUCUUUUUUGAUACAAACAUAAAACCAUGUAGAAAAGCCA
Gamsiella multidivaricata is the source of this 4802-nucleotide messenger RNA. RefSeq names its product glycosyl hydrolases family 15-domain-containing protein. Gene Ontology annotation, molecular function: calmodulin binding. Gene Ontology annotation, cellular component: phosphorylase kinase complex. The transcript is spliced from 7 exons. NCBI's taxonomy places the organism in Eukaryota, Fungi, Mortierellomycota, Mortierellomycetes, Mortierellales, Mortierellaceae. The coding region runs from base 167 to 4729 and encodes 1520 amino acids. The record is from RefSeq and is a predicted model, not a curated record. Gene Ontology annotation, biological process: glycogen metabolic process.